This is a messenger RNA of Osmerus eperlanus (European smelt), 918 nucleotides long. RefSeq lists its product as uncharacterized. Bases 109 to 918 code for a protein of 269 amino acids. The record is from RefSeq and is a predicted model, not a curated record. The transcript is spliced from 5 exons. NCBI's taxonomy places the organism in Eukaryota, Metazoa, Chordata, Actinopteri, Osmeriformes, Osmeridae.
AAUGCUCAUUUUAAUCUGUAGCAUUUUCUUUUUCAGAUGUAUAUAGUUGUGUAAUUUACUGAAACAAAAACAGUAAACAUUAUAUCAGACUCGUGGUUUGAAGAUGGUAUGACUUGGUGGCCAAACUACAAAAGUGAUGAACGCAUCAAUAGAGCUGUCCAAAAACGUGAGGAACCAGGACCAGACUGGAAACAGUAUGAUGUUCGAGUCCUCUUAAGAGCUGGUGACUACAUGAAGGCAAAAGAAAAGCUGAGGGUCUCACUGAUCUGUAACACUUCAGAGUUACAAACUGAUGACGAGGAACAAGUGAUUAUGAGGAAAAGAAAAAGUAAGCCAAGGAUCAUUUUUGGUGAUACAGACUCUGACAGUGAGGCAGAUGAGUGGAACAAGAGAAGACGCACCUCCACUCCAUUGCCUCCUAUUCCUCCACCUACCCUCAAUGAAGUUUGCCAGACCACUACUAGACCUCUGCCAGGCCCGAGGCAUACUACAGCUCCUGCACCACUUGUCCCUAGCCCUCCACCUUACAUUCUUCCAAGUCCUCCACACCACUUCUCUGCUGGAAAUCGUCCAGAUUUGAAGAGUCCUGUGUGCCGGAUCUCUGCCACCCCUCUGUCAGAUGAUGGCCAAGACCACCUUUUCGUCCCUAGCUUUAGACUGGGGAAGACCGGCACUGGACCGGUUCCUUGCUCUGCGGCUCAGCUGCACAUCUUGACCCUGCUGGAACACAUCAAGCAGCAGCAAAUGCAACUUUCUGCUGCUGUCAACAGUCUUGCUGCAAGAGUGGGUACAGAAACUCCAGUGGCUGAGAUGCCGGACAAUAUGAGUUUCCCACUGGCCACCAUGUCUGAAGUGAAGGAGUUGGAGGAGUGGCUGAAAGACUCAAGGAAUUCUCAUGCUAAGCAAAACAUGGUAUAA